Messenger RNA from Tigriopus californicus, 3185 nucleotides. Its product is annotated as glutamate receptor-like. Bases 158 to 1513 code for a protein of 451 amino acids. NCBI's taxonomy places the organism in Eukaryota, Metazoa, Arthropoda, Copepoda, Harpacticoida, Harpacticidae. The record is from RefSeq and is a predicted model, not a curated record. Gene Ontology annotation, molecular function: glutamate-gated receptor activity. The transcript has 10 exons. Gene Ontology annotation, cellular component: membrane.
AUUGAAGAGUCCGAAGAAGCAGUCGUAAAUCUACUCAAGCGUGACCACUUAUUCACCAGGAAAUUACUAUUGCGAAUAUUCAUAUCAUUGGGGGUGGCUUUACAAUGUCAAACUCAUAAAUCCAGGAUUGAUUCUAGAUAUUUAUCUUUGAAUUAAAAUGGUUCAAGCCUCAACAUACCACCUGUUCCAUUGGAAACUGGUCAUGAACAUCGUGUUCCACGUCACUUUUGGAAAAGUGGUAUUACCGCCAGUCAAUUUUUUAAGUGAUUUUGCGAGCGAGAACAGUCUUCUUGGUCAUGUUAUCUAUCUACCUUUAAGUAAACACCGACACGAAAUCAUUCCAUAUCGCCAACAAGCAAGGAACCUAAUGAUGAAGAUCAUUGACGUUAACCUCGCCUCUCCCACAAUUGAUGCCAGACCCAAUACUCCGGAUCUUCACGUGGCGUUGGAUUUGCAAUCUACACUCAGUUUUCUAACUCAAGCCUUCAAGUGUCAGGUCACCAACGAGAUCUGGCUCAUUGACAUGAAUGGGAUGGAAUUUUCCAAAGUACAGAGUCUCAUGAACUCUUUGAGCAUUGACUUGGACGAUCAAAUCUAUCUGUUUGAUGCUCAGCUGAAUAAAACUGUUAUCUAUGAAACCUAUAAAAUAUCCCACAGCCAUGAUGCCAAAUUGAAGGCCGUGGGAUUCUGGACCAACUCAUCUGGUCUUCAUGUGACCGAAAGAGAAAUUUGGAAACGCCGAAUGGAUUUGGGGGGCCAUCAGUUUAAAAUUGCCAGCAUGGUUUCUCCUCCUUACAUCACCUCCAUGAUUCCAAUCACUGUUUCCAAUUCAGGAAUCCCAAUGGACUAUUCGUUGGGUGGCAUGUUCGCUGAUGUCUUCUUUAACCUUCAAGAAAUCCUCAAUUUCACUUUCCAAGUAACCCAACCUCCCGACGGGGAAUGGGGAGCAAUUCUGGGUGAAAGCCAGGGUUGGUCAGGAAUGAUUGGAAUGCUUCAGAACAAAGAAAUAGACAUGGCCAUUGCAGAUUUCACGGUCACCAAAGAACGCUCCUCUGUGGUCAGCUUUGCUGAGCCCAUCGCACAAAUAUAUCACAGUUUGUUCAUUAAAAAUCCAUCCGGCACGCCCCAUUAUGGGGCGUUUGUGGAGCCAUUGCAUUGGAUGGUAUGGCUGACCUUAAUCCUUUUCAUAGUGAUGACUCCUCCUCUGUUGUGCUUGACUGUCAGCUUUGGGUCGUAUGACCAGUAUUGGCGGGAGUUUACGUUGGGAAAAUCGUACGUUUUUACUGCGGGUGCGAUGACUUUUGCACGAGCGUGGGAUAUCACCCCAACUUCAUGGAAAGCGCGAUGUGCGUUCUUCAGCCUAAUGUUUGGUGGAACGUUGGUGUUCUGGCAUUGGGAAGCCAUGUUGAUCUCUUUUUUGGCUACUCGUGUUAUCGUGCUCCCGUUCAAUUCACUUCAAGGACCGACCAAUUUCAUCUUGAAAUGCCAGCUCACCUUAUUCAAACUCGAUUAAAUUGCAUGGAUUGCCAUUAAUUUUGCCCACGAAUGAAGUUGAGCAAGAGGCAGGCAAUUGAGUUUAGUUUUAUAAAUUUCACUCUUGAAAAAAUAUAUAUUUUUUUCUUAAUUCAUGAGAGUGUAAAAAUCAUCGAAAUGAAAUAUGCCCCGAUUGCCCUUGAAUAUUUUUGCCACUCAAUACAGAAAUGGUAUUAAAAUUUGAUUUUCCCUUCAAGGAACACAUCUCAUUCUUACCAUCUGAUAAAAAGAAAUCGAUAAGCCACACACAAGGUUAGGGCCCCAAAUCCCACGGCAAUUAAAAACCCCAGACGUGUGUUUCGCCAAACGUAAAACAUGAUUACAAAACACUCCCCAACCAAAAUUCACACCUGCAAAAUGUCCGCCAACAAAUACACGUAGUUAUGAAGUGCAUCUGCAGUGCAAAGCAAAGUCGUAAGUUUGACUGGCAAGGUUGCAAGGUUAAUGAGCUUUACAUAGGCAUUUCAUUUUUAUACUUUACUUGUUUCAUAGAGACGUGCAUAGGUGCCCUAAAUCCUUUGAGGAUACUCAACUUCAUAGUGAGACGAGAUGGGCCAAAUAGAAAUUAUUCCCACUAACGCAGUGAGUGACUUCAUUCCCUAUAAAUUCAAGUUUUCUCGAAGCGAAUUAUUUUGAGCUAUUCGUUCAUAGCUUGUUGGAUACUUAAAAAAAUAAAAACUUCCAAAAAUGUCGCAACAAAGCAUUAAUAAGCUAUAGAUACUUCAAUAAAAAGCAGAACUAGAUAGUCCUCUUAUUCGAGAGUUUUGGUUUGAUGGGCAUUUCGAGAUGACUCCCGAUCGUUCAAAUCGGAAAACAGGCCUCGUGGAUGAGUCAGAUUUCCGAAUCAGUUUAUCACCAGGAACAUCUUAUAUGGAUGCCUUCAAACAAAGCCAAGAUCCAAUCUGGCAAAAGGCGUGGAAAGACCGAAUUGAGCCAUAUUUGUCAAGCUAUUCGAACGAUAUUGAGGGACAAACUCGCCAAGUGAUACAAGACACAGGUUUGGCCUUCUAUGACAAUUUCUUUGCAGUAAGAACAUUGGAGAAGUAUGGGAACUGUGAAGUAAUCGCUAUUCCAGCCAAAUACGAUGUAAAACCCUAUGCAUACGCUUUUGCCAAGAAUUCGCCUUAUCUACAGUUGUUUAAUCAUUACUUGAAACAUUUGAGAGAACGAGGAACGACCAAGAACAUUUUGGACAAAUAUGAGAGCCGACCUCAAAUUUGUCCGGACUACAGUGGGAAAGCUUUGGGGCUGAACAAUUGUUUUACAGCUUUUGUGUGCCUCUUGUUGGGAUUGAUAAUAGGCAGUGUGUUUUUGGCCAUGGAGAGAUCCUCUCAUGGUCUCUCUCAAAUCACUGGUUUAAGCUUCAAUUGGCUCCAUUCAUACGGACAAGAGGAUCCGGACAAAGAAGACCUCGAGAUCCUUAACGAUGACACAAUCAAUGUGAAAGCAAAACGUGCCAUUCAAAGCAAGACUCAGCGGAUUCAAGAUCUUGAAGAACUCGUCGUCAAAUUAACUGCGGUUAACACUCAAUCUGUGGAGUCCAAUCAAGGCUUCAUUUAUGCUGACGAGAAAAAAAACUAAAUAAAACACAGACAGAGCAACAAUUUAGUAUCGUUAAUUAUCAAAAGCGGUCAAUAAAGUUAAAUUAUUUU